GAUCUGGGUGAAAAUAUGGGCUGUAAUGAUAUAAGAAAACGGGAAAAUGUUUAUUUUCACAUUCCAUGGCAAUAUAUCCUCGCUGUUGUCAUAUCACUGCCACUGUGCGGAUUUUUAUUGUGUGUAUUGUUGUCGCUCGCGUUUCAUUUCGAGGGCACCACACGAACCCAUUGUAAGGUUCCAAAUUACCUGCCGUCAAUCAGUGCUGCCAUAGGGGACUUUAGGCCAGAGGUGUACAUAUGGAGGAUUUGUAUAGCUUUGCACUGUGCUCCACGCUUCAUGUUUGCAGUGAUCUAUUACAACUUCCACACAUCUUAUCAUGUCCGAAAGUUCACCUUGUUCAAAGUUCUGGCCGCGGCAGCAAGCUCUCUUCAUGUUGUUGAAAACUUUUCAUUGGUUGGACUGACCUACAUUUCAUCAUCAGAAAAUUAUGAUUUGCAUGAAAACUGCUUCAUUUUGUUCAUGGUUUGUUCGCUGGUGUACAUGCUCUUGACAUGCAUCUUGUUCCAGUGGGAAAAGACAGAAUUCAGCAUGUCUGCUACAGUUUUAAGAUCAUUAAAGUACAAGAGGCUGCUGUUCGUGACAAACCUUGGCAGUUUUUUGUUGGCAGUGUAUUUUUUCUUCCGUCACAGUCAAUACUGUGAACCAGGGGUGUAUACAAUAUUCUCCUUCCUUGAGUAUAUCACCGUGACUACGAAUAUUUUAUUCCAUGGAACCAUUGUUCUUGAUUUGGAGGGUUAUGCCCUAGUUGUCGGACCAGUGGAGAAAUUCAAGUCCAAGAGCUGAUGCUGAAAACAGGAGUUCUCCUUUGUGUUCAAUCUGUGUUAAUUCUUUGAACAGCUGAUUUUUAAGCCCUUAAAGUGAAAGACUGCAUCUGACUAAUGUUUAUAUCCAUUGAAAGACUACCGUUCUUAAAUAUUCUUAUAGAUUUUUUUCAACCCAGUAGAAAUUCAGUGAAACUUCGUCUUGACACAGCUUCAGCAGGUCUCCAUUAUCGACAACAAGGUGACGUCAUGGUUACUCACUGCUUAGGCUGUGCAAUCUGAUAGAAACGUUUUUGAUUGGAUAAAAUUCUCUAGGUGUCUCCCUCAA
Messenger RNA from Liolophura sinensis, 1092 nucleotides. Its product is annotated as post-GPI attachment to proteins factor 2-like. Gene Ontology annotation, cellular component: endoplasmic reticulum membrane; Golgi membrane. The record is from RefSeq and is a predicted model, not a curated record. Gene Ontology annotation, biological process: GPI anchor biosynthetic process. Bases 16 to 786 code for a protein of 256 amino acids. The transcript is spliced from 5 exons. Lineage: Eukaryota; Metazoa; Mollusca; Polyplacophora; Chitonida; Chitonidae.